AUGAAGAGAAAGGCAGAUUCACAGCCGCAAAAGGCGAAGCAGUCCAAGAGGACAAAGAAGGGCAAGUUGUCCGUCACGGCGGAGGAGGCCAAGAAGAGGUUUCGCAAGGGGCUCUUUGAGCAGUCGGUGCUGGACACCUCGACGAAAGCAUAUGCGGAAUCGACGCCGUACAAGCAUGCGGUGAUCCACGAGCUGGUGGACGACAAGCUGCUGCGGUCGGUGCGCGACGAGAUCCGGGAAAACGUGUCGUUCACGCCCAAAGAGACGGACAUCUACAAGAUCCACCAGUCGGGCGACCUGGCCAACCUAGACGGACUCGAGGACAAGGCGCUGGCCAAGCUGCCAUCGCUGCUAUCGCUGCGAGAUGCGAUCUACUCGGAGACCUUCCGCGACUACGUCUCGCACAUCACCGGGUGCGGGCCGCUGAGCGGGCGCAAGACUGACAUGGCCAUCAACGUGUACACGCCCGGCUGUUAUCUGUUGUGCCACGACGACGUGAUUGGCAGCCGCAAGGUCAGCUACAUCCUCUACCUGACGGACCCAGACACGCCGUGGCAGGCCGAAUGGGGCGGCGCCCUACGGCUGUUUCCCGUCUCUGAGCAGGUGGGCGACGAUGGCGCGGUAGCCAAGACGCCGGGCGCAGACCCCGUCAAGGUCAUCCCGCCGGCCUGGAACCAGCUGAGCUUCUUUGCCGUGCAGCCGGGUGAGAGCUUCCACGACGUCGAGGAGGUCUACCCCGCCGACUCGGCCGAGCAGCUACGCAAAGACAGCGGUCGCGUGCGCAUGGCCAUCAGCGGUUGGUUCCACAUCCCGCAGCCAGGCGAGGCUGGCUUCGUGCAGGGCGCCGAGGCGGCCCAGCUCAAGAACAGCGGGCUCAUGCAGCUGCAGGGCAACCCGGACCAGCACGACCGGCCGCAGACCAAGUCGGUGGUGGUGGGCGACAACAGUCAGGCCAGCCACAGCAGCAACAGCCAUGAGUUUGACGAGGCCGACCUCGAGUUCCUGCUCAAGUACCUCUCGCCAGCCUAUCUCACACCCGACACGCUGGCCGGCAUGUCGGAGCAUUUUCAGGAGAACUCGAGCAUCACGCUGCCGACGAUCCUGAACGCCAAGUUCUCGGCGCGCCUGCAGGAGGACAUUGCCCGGCGUGAGGCCGAAGCGGCGACGACAGACGACAAGGGAAAGAAGGGCAAGAAAGGCAAGAAAGGCAAGAAGGAUAGACGGGAGGAGGCUGGCGGCCGCUGGAAGGUGGCGAAGCCGCCACACAAGCAUCGCUUCCUGUAUGUGCAGCCGGGCGACGAGCCGGAGGACUCGCCGUGGCACGAGCUGCUCGACGUGCUGCUGCCGAGCCAGGCGUUCCGCACGUGGCUAGAGAUUGCGACGGAUACGACGGUGACGUCGUAUGACCUGUUGGCGCGGCGCUUCCGGCGAGGCCAGGACUAUACGCUUGCGACUCAGCACGAUGGCGAGGCGCGGCUGGAGCUUAAUAUUGGUCUGACGCCGACGACCGGAUGGGGUGAUGAGGAGGAGGAGGACGAAGAGGAGGAAGAGGAAGAGGAAGAGAAACAGACAAAAGGAAAAGGCAAGGAAAAGGCCAGCAAGAAGAGUGCUAAGAAUGGGGUGAAGAGCAAGAAGGGCGGAAAGGACGAAAAGGACGAAAAGGACAAGGACAAGGACGAGGAUGAGGCGGACAAGGAUGAUGACGGCGUUGGCGGCCACGAGGUAUAUAUGGCGGGCGACGAGGACGACACAGAGGACGCAGCUGUGUACCGGACAAGCAGCGACGAGGACAACAUUCUGUUUUUCCAAGCGGCAGCGUGGAACAAGAUGACGAUUGUGCUGCGCGACAGCGGAACGCUGCGGUUUGUCAAGUACGUCAACCGCAAGGCACUGGGCGACCGCUGGGACGUGUCGGCAACGUUUGAAAUUGAGGAGGAGGAGGACGGAGAGGAGGAAAACGGGGCAGACCCCAAUGCAGACAUUGAGGACAGCUCUUCGGAGGAGGAGUUCCGCGGCUUCUCGAGCAGUGAGGACAGCUCUUCGGACUGA
This is a messenger RNA of Grosmannia clavigera kw1407, 2049 nucleotides long. RefSeq names its product oxoglutarate/iron-dependent oxygenase. Gene Ontology annotation, biological process: regulation of translational termination; peptidyl-proline hydroxylation. Gene Ontology annotation, cellular component: cytoplasm. Gene Ontology annotation, molecular function: iron ion binding; L-ascorbic acid binding; peptidyl-proline dioxygenase activity. The coding region runs from base 1 to 2049 and encodes 682 amino acids. NCBI's taxonomy places the organism in Eukaryota, Fungi, Ascomycota, Sordariomycetes, Ophiostomatales, Ophiostomataceae. The record is from RefSeq and is a predicted model, not a curated record. The transcript is spliced from 2 exons.